AUGUAGUUGGAUUGAUAAAAAAUAUUAGGAAAAUAAGAUCAAAAAAGAUCAUGGUUUGUUGUUGUUAUAGUAUCAUAGUCUCACACUGAAAGAUCUGUUUAAGGCCACCAUGUAUAAUAAAAGCUUUGGGUCCAAUUCCAUAUUUUGGUCACUCACAUGACCUGUAGUUGGACUUUUUGGAGUCUCUGUGCCUUCACAGUAGCUGUAACGGUUUAGUGUACAUCCAUAUUACUUUGUGUUAAUUUAGCUGGCUUUAUAUGAGCCUACAAACUAGUAACUCAGUAAGCCCUGCUGCAUAUACUUUUGAAUUUUUAUUCAAUUUGAAAUUUAAACACAGCACUAGUAAUAAUACAAUGGAACUUUUCUAAAAGUACUGUUUUAAAAUGUAUGUGCAUUGUUACAUUUUUCUUUUAACAGAGGAAUUGUAGUAUGUUAAUUAAUUUACAGAGAACUGUAGUAAUAAACGGCAAUUUAAACAUGAACUGUUUAAUUGUUCAUAUUAAAUGUAGUAUUAGUGAAUAAUGCGAGACACUGAGCUACCUUUAAACACAAACUCUGAGCUGCCCUUCAAUCCCAAACGUGUUAAUUGAUCGCCCCGCCCCCUGCCCUCGACCUGCCCUCGACCUGCACUCUUGUUAAGAUGACGGAGGAGAGUGGCGGCGGCCUGGAGCGGUUCAAGAGAAGACUGGAGCGACUACGAGCUCAUCAUAAUCGAUGCGCAGCCUUUACAGAGCGGGUAAUGAUGGAAGGAAAGUCAACACAGCAAGGCACUGAGACCUUGAGAGGGAAGAACCUUAACAUGCUUCAUCCUUCAGUAUGUGGUGACAGUCCCACAUCAACUUCUGUUUCACAGAGAAAAACAAAAAAAGGAGUCAAGAGAGGAAGAGAGGUCGAUGAGGACGGGUUUUCAGACCUCUUUUCCCCCAAGAAAAAGCCUGCCCAAAGCAGCGAGGACGGAGACUCGGAUGUGGAUGAUCAGAGCCGGAGAGCAAGCCAGGCCAACAGGCCCUCUCCGAAGAGAAAAAAAAGAGGAAACCCAACAACCAAAUCGAAGGAAACAUCCAGGAUAAUCAUGAAAAGAACGUGGCAAGAAGAAGAAAGAAGAGCUGUAAAUAAGCGAUUGGGAAAAUUCAUGGCGGAGCACCGGGUUCCGGGAAAACUUGACUGUGUAAAGUGUCUUGAAGAGGAAGAGGCACUGAAGGACAGAACUUGGAAGGAUAUCAAAUAUUUUGUUCAUAAUACAAUUGUAACUCUCAAAAGAAGGUCUGCUGCAAGAAAAAUCAUGUUCUAAUAAAUACAUUGAUUAAUUAAA
This is a messenger RNA of Megalobrama amblycephala (Wuchang bream), 1312 nucleotides long. RefSeq lists its product as uncharacterized. The record is from RefSeq and is a predicted model, not a curated record. The coding region runs from base 641 to 1291 and encodes 216 amino acids. The transcript is spliced from 7 exons. Lineage: Eukaryota; Metazoa; Chordata; Actinopteri; Cypriniformes; Xenocyprididae.